AUGUACAAACAGAAAUCGCUGGAGCUGAGAGAUAUAAACUAUGUGUAUGAAAAUUCGUGGGUUUGGGUUAACAUACAUUCCAUAAAAAAAAAAAAUGGAAGUUUAUAUAGGGAAAUAUUUGAAUAUUAUAAAAAUAAAAAUAAGAUAUUUUGUUUUUUUAAAGGAAAAGUAAAAAGUUUCGUAUCAAGUAAAGAUGUAGAAAUAAAUAUUUGUGUAGACGACAAUUAUGGAGCUUUUAAAAAUAAUAUUAAUUACAACAUUAUAGAAAAUGUAAAAUAUUUAUUACCUAUUGAUACAAAUUUUGGUUGUAGCGAUAAUACAGAAUUAAUUUAUUUAAAUCCGCCAAAUUUAUUAGAAAAUAUUAGACAGAGAUAUAAUAAAGCAUAUGUGAAUGAAGAGAAUAGAGAUUGCAUAUACACCUACAUUGGGUAUAUACUUUUAUCAGUAAAUCCUUAUGAGAAUUUUAAAAUAUAUGAUGAAAAUUAUAUGAAAAAAAUAAAAAAUGAAAAUAAUUUAUUUGCCAUCCCUCACCCUUUUUCAAUUGCAAACGAUGCAUACAAUUGUAUGAUCAAGGACAAAGCUAGUCAGUCCAUAAUUAUAAGUGGUGAGAGUGGUGCUGGAAAGACAGAGUCUUCAAAGCAGGUACUAAGAUAUCUUACUUUUUUGAGUGCUUGUCAUAUGAAAGAAGAGGUGGAAAAACAUGAACAGAAGAAACAGCAGGAAUGGAAGGGAGAAGAGGAGGAGGAUGGGGAAGAUGAGAAGGAGGAGAAGACGAAAACGAAGAAAAAUAAGAAAAAAUUAAAAGAAGAAAAUGAAUAUAAUCACAAAAAAGGUGUUAUCAUAGGAGGUGCAACGGGGGAUCGUCGAGUCGUACCGCCUUCGAAUGAAGGAAAAGACAAAUUAAACCCAAACUUUAAGGAUACAGCAAAAUUUAGAGAAAUAAGCGAAAAUUAUAUGCACAACUCAGAUAAAAAAAAAAAAGAAAAAUGGAGCAAAAAUAAUUUCAUACAAUGUGAAGAAAAUAAUUUUUUAAAAGGUUGCUCUUCUUAUGAAGAAAAAAUUCAAAAUAGUAACCCAUUGUUAGAAUCAUUUGGAAAUGCUAAAACAAUAAAAAAUGACAAUAGUAGUAGAUUUGGAAAGUUGAUGAAAUUAAAUUAUAAUGAAAAUGGCAUAUUAAGCUCUGCGUCUAUUGAAACAUAUCUUCUUGCAAAAUCGAGAGUAGUUGAUGUUCCUUACGGGGAAGGGAAUUAUCACAUUUUCUAUUCCUUGUGUGAAAAUGUUAAAAUACGUAACGAGUUUGAUUUGUUGCCUUGGUAUAAAUACAACUAUUUGAAGACGAAGAAUGAAAUCAACAAAUUCAGAGAAAAUAGCGAUGAUAUUAGGAAGGCAAAUUUUGAAGGAAAUAAAGAGGCAGAGAAUAAAGGGAAUAACAACGCAGAAUGUAAGCGCCAUAAAAAAAGUACGAGUACAAGUAAAGGGAAAAAUAUGGAAACGUUGAACGAGACGGAAAAGGAAGAAGUGAUGUCUGAUACAGUUGAAUCCGGAAAGGACGAAAUGAUGAAGACGAGAAAUAAACAGCAGGGGAAAAAAGAGAAAAACGAUUUUUACACCAAUGAAGAAAACCUAAAAGUGAACAAAUGCUUGUACGAUUUGGAUUCUAUAAUAAAAUGUUUUCAGAGCAUAGGGGUUUACGAGCAAGAGCAGAAGGAAAUUUACAAAACCCUAAUUUGCAUUUUGCUUUUGGGAAAUGUGGACUUUGUUUUGGACAAGGAAGAAGAGGGAGGAGCGCUCAAAAUUAAAAACGAGGAGGUGUGUAAAAAGCUGAGCCAACUCUUGGAAAUAAAAAACGAUAAUAUGGAGAGAAGUAGCACAAGUAGCAGAAGCAGAAAUAAUAUCGAAAAGGAAAGUAACAAAAACAGUAGCAAUAGCAACAGCAAUAGCAAUAACUACGACAACAACAGAAUUGUCGAAAUAUUAACCAUAAAGAAGGUACGGGAUACAAAAAAAAAUUACACCUAUCAACAAGCAAUUUACAACAGGGAUGUCAUAUCAAAGGCUCUGUACCACCUUUUAUUUGAGUACGUAAUAAUGAGGGUUAACGAUUCACUGAAUGCACGAGAUGGAGGGGGCGUGGAUGAGAGGAGUGAUAAAGAAACCGAUGACGAAAUGUACAUUAGGGAGGAUCUAGGAGAGGAGGAUUGUGAAACACAGGACAGAAAAGGGAAAAACCCAAAAUUGAGCAAAAGAAGAAAAAUAGAUCAAAAAAUAGAGGACGGAAAUUACACAGAAUGCGGGAAACGUGCAAAAAAUUCUGAAUACAGAGAAUAUACCGAGCACACAGAACAUGCAGAAUACAUAGAACACAGAGGACACAUAGAACAUACAGAACACAUAGAACAUACAGAACACAUAGAACAUAAAGAACACAGAGAAUACGAAGAAAAUGAACUUAUCAUGGACGAGAGGAAUGAAAAUAAAAACUACUACAUAGGAAUAUUAGACAUUUAUGGAUUUGAAAACUUCUCGAAGGAAGGAAUGAACUGCUUUGAACAACUGUGUAUUAAUUAUGCGAAUGAAGUUUUGCAUGCAUUUUUUUUAAAACAAAUAAUUUAUAAUGAGCAAAAAAUACAUUAUGAAGAAAAUUUAUUUCUGGAAAAAAUUCCAUAUAAUGAUAACAGUAAUGUAAUAUCCCUCAUUGGAGAUACUAGAGAUGUUAGCAUAUACACUAUAUUAGAAGAUUUGUCUUUACUAUUUUCAUCAAAUAAAUCGAAUGAAGAAAACAAUAAAAAUUUGUUUUUUGAAAAAUUAAAUAAAAAUGUUAUAAGUUCGGCAAAAUACAAAAAUAUUAUAAGAAAUUAUAAAGCAUCAAGUAAUUGCUUCAUCAUUUCUCAUUACGCUGGUGAUGUUCUUUAUGACUCUCAAGAUUUUUUUAAUAAAAAUGUAGACAUACUUACAAAUGAUAUAGAAGAUUUUUUAUCUAGUUGUAAUCCGUUUAUCAGAACUAAUUUGUUGAAAAGGAAAAGAUUUGUAUAUGAUAAAAAUUGCAUGAAGGCUAACAGUUAUAAAAAAAUGGAGGAGAUGAAAUUGAAGAGAGGAAACAAACAUGGAAGGCGGAAAUUAUCUGUAAAGGAAAUGAUAUCCCAUCAUGAGAUUGAAUCAAGAGGGAUUCAUCUAUUUUCUCACAAAGACAAUUCCAAUAUGAGUGAUUAUGAUGAAGGGGACGCAUGUGAUAGGAACUAUCGAGUUGGCGACCGGAACGGUGUUAGUUGUUAUGUAGGGCGAAAAAACAAGGUAAAAUCCAUUUUUUCGUCUUUCAAAAAACAACUGGAAAUUCUAACGAACAAACUAGACAAAACAGUAUCAAGAUUCAUCAGGUGCAUAAAACCAAAUGAACAAAAGAAGGCUAAAUUUUUUAAUAAAAAUUUGGUGUUGAAUCAAUUAGUUAUGAGUGGAAUGGUGGAUAUCCUAAGUUUAAUGAAAAAUGGAUAUCCAUGCCGAGUUCCAUAUGAUGAUAUGUGGAUUAGCUAUAAUAAUAUUUUACAAGACGAAAUGAAAUCCUUCUUAACACCUAAAAUGUUUUGUGCAAUUAUACUAAAAUUUUUGGAUAUCAAUUCUAGUGAAUAUACAUUUGGAAAAACCAAAAUUUUUUUUCGUUUUGGUGUAUUAUCUAUAAUAAAUGAAAUACUAAAUAAAAGUUAUGAAAAAAAAAAUAAAUUCAUAGAAUGUGUUUAUAAAUUCUGGCUGUACAAAAGAAAAAGAAAAAUUUUACAUUUUGUUCUAUAUGGAUGUAGAUUUAAAAUUUUAAUAAAAAAGUUGAGAGCGAAAAAGUUAAUGGAACAUGGAUUGCAUUACUAUAAUAAUUAUUUAUUACAGAAAAAAAAAAAUAAUCUUCAAAAAAUUCUCUUUUAUUAUUUUUAUGUCUAUAAACAGAGAAUCUAUUUCUUGCAAUUAAAAAAAAGUUCCCUCGUUAUACAAAAGCACGUUCGAGCAUAUAUUACGAGAAAGAAAUAUUUACAUAUCAAAAGACAGGUCUUAUUUAUUCAAGAUUAUUAUCUAUUUCAAGGGUAUUUUAAGCAGAGAACAAAAGCAUCUAAUGUUAUUAGAAAAAAUUGGAUUGCAUAUAUUACCAAAUCGGAUUAUCAAUACGUUCGAAGGAGUAUUAUUAAAAUACAGCGGGCGUUCAGAAAGUACAUGAACAGUAAAUAUAUAAAAUACUGUUUAAAAGUAGUCAAUGUUAAGAAACAGCCUAAGCGUACACAUUGUACUGUUGUCAAGAAUGAGACCUGGGACGAAAAGAAACCUGAAUUUGAAUUUCCCCACGGGAUGAGCUUAAAACUCCAACAGGAUCAGGAGAAUCCAAGCAAGAACAGUUCAUCUCAAUCUUUAAAAAAAAAACACUGCGAAGAUGCUGAUCGAAUUGGAUCCUUCAUAUGUGUAGAGAGGAAAAAGCAUAGACACUCCUUCUCCAUAGGCGAAAAAUUGGAUAUUUCGAAAAACAGAAAUAUCCUUAAAAGAAGAAAAACCUGGAGUGCUCUGGAAAGCCAUUCAAAAUAUGUUUACACGCCAGAGAGAUAUGAUCAUAAAGAACUAAAUUAUAUUGAUAGAGGUAUUUCCAAGCAUAGUUAUAGUAAUGUGAGGAUAGGAAACACUUUGAAAAAACAGAAUGUGGGUAUAUAUACUGAUCCAAAGGAAUUUAUCAGUGUUGGAGACAUGGGGAAUAAAAGAAAAGCAGAAAUAAAAGCAGUUAAUAAGCAUAUUUUUGGUAAAAAUCAUAUGAAAAGAAAAACAUAUAAUCAUGCGAACCCGAAAAGUGAUUUCGCUUCGAGUUAUAAAAGAGAAAAAAAUAAAGUCUCUACUUAUUUGAAAAAUACGAUAUAUGACAGAUAUAUCAACAAGUAUAAGCAGAAUCAUAUGAAUAGGCAAAAGGAAAAGAAGAAAAAAUCCAUCUACAUAAAAAGCAACUAUAGCAAUAUCAGUAACAUUUACAGUGUUUACAAGCCUUCACGGGAGGAGAAAUUAGCUCAGCAGUACAAUUUUAACAUCACAGAUUCGCUCAUCAUUCCAGAGGAUUUCUGUGUUAGCAAGUCCAACAUCCCGGAGCCAAACAUAAUGCUGCAAAAUCACGAAAAUUACCUGUUGCUAUGUGAUUACUUGAACAACAAUUUGGAUUCUAAAAUACCCUUAAUAGAACUGAAUGCUUUCAAGUGCUUAUAA
This is a messenger RNA of Plasmodium gonderi, 5214 nucleotides long. Its product is annotated as myosin heavy chain subunit. Gene Ontology annotation, molecular function: microfilament motor activity; ATP binding; actin filament binding. The transcript is spliced from 5 exons. NCBI's taxonomy places the organism in Eukaryota, Apicomplexa, Aconoidasida, Haemosporida, Plasmodiidae. The record is from RefSeq and is a predicted model, not a curated record. Bases 1 to 5214 code for a protein of 1737 amino acids. Gene Ontology annotation, cellular component: myosin complex; actin cytoskeleton; cytoplasm. Gene Ontology annotation, biological process: vesicle transport along actin filament; actin filament organization.